Molecule: messenger RNA, 2472 nt
Organism: Symbiodinium sp. CCMP2592
Lineage: Eukaryota; Dinophyceae; Suessiales; Symbiodiniaceae
Source: the annotation of a GenBank genome assembly
AUGCGGAAACCAGCGAGGUUUCUCAGCGCUUUGGUCUUCGGAAGCCUGAAAGCGCGUGCAGAAGUAUCGGAUGGAUUCGUCUUGUUACCAUCUCUGGUGGAAGCUGAAGCCUCCACGAGCUCACCUCAGGCUCAGAUGCCACGAGACUUGGCGGCUUGUGCUUUUUCAACUGUUCCGUUCUCGCGAGCGUGUGUUGUUAUCGAUCAGCAAGGACAAGGAUUGGACCUCCUUUCCAUGGGAUCAGAUUCCCAGAAAAUCGAUGACCUCGAGACAUGGGUGAUGUCUAUGGCUGGCAAAGGGGCAAUGGACAAUGCUACCGUGGGGUUCAUUGACCAGAUCCGACAGAUGGUUGAAGGUAUGAUACCCCAGGUAUUGAACCGGAGUGCAGCUUCGGUCCAGGAGUUGAGGCGAUUACUCGAGGCCUUCACACAUUGCCGUUUGGAAAAAGUACUCCAAGAGGACCUGGCAGAGCUGCAAGAACGCCACUUCUACUGCAGGGGAAACGAGAGCCGUCAGGCAAUCGCAACUGCAGAGGCCACUCAGACUUGGUCCGCCAGUGAUCUGGCAGCCUUGCUGCACUUGCUGCAAAAAUCUGUCAAACAGUCCGAGUGCACCAAGUUCGUGGCGAUAGACCAAAUCCCGUCCCAUGAUGAGUGUGGAGUGCCACAACAUCCUGACACGAUGCGGUACUACGCAGAGGCAUUGAGAAACAAGUUCAGAGACAAAUAUGACGAGUGGGUUCGAAGGAAAGAAAGCUGUGAUACGGCUGCCAACAGCACGGAGUCGCUUCGACUCAGGAAAGCUGCUUUGGAGGAGUCCUGCUUCAGCCACUUCGACACUCAUGGCAAGUGUCGAUUGCCAGGAGCAACAGCAGCAACUACGAGCCAUUUGCAAUUCGCUUCAGGAGUGGACGAGCUGGAUCAUCGCAUUUGUGGUGGAAAGGUUGCUGCAGAAAGGCGCUGCCACAGCUACGAGGAGUGCUACGAGCGAGCCCGGGUAAACUUUAUGGAGCAGAACAAGACAGUGGCAGCUUUGGAGAAAGAAAUGAAGCAGGAGUAUCGGGCAUUGAAGCGGAUCAUCUGCAUCCUCAAAGCCUUCGAAGGCGGUGUUGAAGAGAAGGAGCUGGAAGUGUGCAGAUCGAGAACUGUGAACCUUGAUCCUGUGGGCAUCGAGUGGACUCCCUUCAAGACUCUGCCGCCGCAGAUUACUUGUGACUCGGCCGUGUCGAUGUUGGACAUCACGAUGCAGCACGGCUACGGUGGCCGCUUGGAUGUGCAGAAAGCCAGCUGCGGAGAGGACGUGUUGCUUUGCAAAGGGUAUGGGAUGGGCAAUCGGCAAAAGCGGUCCCUUGUGCUUCUGCUCACCGGGUUCAUCGUUCCUGCGACUUCAACAUCAACGUGUGGCCGUGCUGCUUUUCCGGCCGCUUCAGGCCGCAAGCUCUUGCAGCUUGCCACACAACCAGGCGUUGAUGCUUCCAGUUCUGCUUCGGUAAUCGCUCGUGGUGCUCCGGGCUGCCCUUGCAUUGGCCUGGACCAACUAAGCGGGACGGUGAAGUCUGGAAGCAAGAAUUGGACCUCGGAGGUAUACCCCGCUAGCAUCGGCGCCCACUGUGACAUCUGGGACAAGUCUUGCAGGCCGAAUUCAGAUGCGUCCUGCCGGACGGAAUCGUGGUGCUUCGUGGAUCCAUGCAACUGCAACUUGUCAUCACGAGAACAUCCGAAGUGGCAAGGACUCCUCUGGCAAGGUCGCCCCGUGUACGCCUCUGCCGCAACCUGCACCUGGAACGAAGCCGGCAAAGAAGGUGGGCCUUUGCUUUCGGCUUGCGGUGCGAGCCAAUUCAAGGAGGACUCGAUGGGCAAUGCGAAAUGCAAGUGCAUUGGAAUCGCUGGGCUCAGCGGACAUCUCCUGGUCAAUGUUUCAAACCAGCAGUUUCGGUUCCCGAGCGAUCUGGGCUCCAGUUGCCGGAGCUGGGACCACGGACGGCAUCCAGACUGUCACGAGCAAGAACAGCCCGGCUGGUGCCAGCGGCAGUGGUGCUACGUGGACCCCUGCGCGUGCAACAUCGAAGAGCUCCCAAAGGUGUCGACUUACUUACCGAUGGCGAAUUACCGCAAGAAAGCCUUGUACUACUCCUACGAGACCUGUCACUCCUUCGACACAUUCACCUACGACUCGCACUCUGCUUGUGUGAACCAGGACACAAAGGCGAGAUGCCUGGCACUGGGCGGUGAUCCCGAUGACGCAGAGAUUCGCAAGUGUGCUUGGGGUGGUCCAGAGAUCAAAUGUUUGGGCAAAGAGCUACUGCACGUUUGCCAGCUUGGCAAUGAGACACAGAGCGACCUGUCCUGGUCGUUAUUCAACCGUGAAUCAUUGGGCGAUGCCAGGACACCUAAAGUCGCCUUUGCUGUGACGACCACCGUGUAUGCGUCUCUCGCAAUGUUGUUUGCGUGUGUCGUUCGAGGACUGUUUUGA